AUGUCAAAGAACGACGAAAUUUUAACCGAUGAUUAUGUUGCGGACCUCUUGGCGCAAGAGGCAAGCGACUGCUCUCUCAAAUAUUCAGCCAUGGGUAUGGAAGCAUAUCGCACGAAUAAGAAACCUGCGAAUAUGAUGAAACCCAACACCCGAUUUCUACGACACAUUAUAAAGGAUACCGACAAUCACAACAAGGCGCUGCUAGCCAAAGAGGCCGCCGAGUCCAAGGCACGGCUCAAGGAUCUCGAGCGCACGGAAGAAAUCAAGCGGCGCAAGACAAACCCGAGUGUCCAUGAUAUUCGACGGCGCCAGAUGGGCGAUAUUCAUGCCAUCCUAGGCGGCAAGAAACGGCCAAGAAAUGAAGAUGAGGCUGGCCCUUCUUCAAGGAGAAAUUCGCAACGUACCGACAAGGAUCGAAAGCAGGAACGCGAACAUGACCAGAAAUCAGACGACCUUUUUACAGAUAAACGCAGCGAGCGGCGACGACAGGGUCGACUGUCGCGCGACGAUCGUCGCGGCAAGACUGACGAUGAAUCGAGACGGUCGGAUAGGUCACGAAGAGAUCACAGACGGCGCGAUAGAUCACGGAGCAGAGACAGAGCUUCCGAAGAAGAAGGGCAUCAUCGUCGCAGUCAUAAACGGAGAGACAGGUCUAGAUCACCUUCAAGCCGACGACGGUCUCGAUCGCCCAGGGAAUCUAGGAGUUGGCAUCGACAUCGAUCGCCUCUGGAAAAGAAUGAGGACCGCAAGCGGAAGGAAGAGGAAGAAGAGGGAUCGGAUGCUAUGGAAGAUCUGAUGGGACCCGCACCGCCCCCGAAAUACCGGGGUCGAGGAACAGUGGGAGGGUCCUCGGGUAUCGAUCGACGGUUUUCAGACACAUACGAUCCCAAGACUGACAUACAAAUGGAUGAAGAUGAGGUUGGCAAUGACUGGGAUGAUGCUGUUGAGGCGUUUAGAGACCGACAAAAGCUACGACAAAAUCAGGAGCAACGUCUAAAAGACGCCGGUUUUGCAGAUGAGCAAAUACAGCGUGCGAGUGGUGCAGAUGAAAAGUCUGCGGAAAGUGUGCAAUGGUCCAAGGCUGGGGAGAAGAGGGCUUGGGAUGUUGGCAAGGUGAUCGGGUCAGACGGAGUGGCCCAGCCAGAAGUUUAG
Messenger RNA from Fusarium oxysporum Fo47, 1152 nucleotides. RefSeq lists its product as uncharacterized. The record is from RefSeq and is a predicted model, not a curated record. The transcript has 2 exons. Lineage: Eukaryota; Fungi; Ascomycota; Sordariomycetes; Hypocreales; Nectriaceae. Bases 1 to 1152 code for a protein of 383 amino acids.